AUGACUUCCAGCCCCACAACCAUCGUGCUGAUCACCGGCGCAAACCAAGGCAUUGGCUAUGCAGUUGCCGAGCAACUUCUCAAACAAAAUGGCUACUACAUCCUCCUUGGCUCGCGGAAUGCAGAGAACGGCGCAAAAGCUGCCGCGGAGCUGGACCCCUCAGGCCAAUUGGUGGAACCAAUCACUAUAGAUGUAACAGACGAUGCAUCCAUCCAGCUAGCCGCAGAUCACAUCGCAUCAAAGCACGGCCGAAUAGAUGUGCUGAUCAACAACGCUGGUAUCAACAAUGAGCUAUCUCUUCACUGGAAGCAACAAGAGAACAAAGAGGAGAACAAAAAGCGCAAACCAGAUCUCCCAGCUUUGCGUCAAAUCUACCGUGACGCAUACGAAGUCAACCUCUUUGGUGCAGCAAUCACAACCGAGGCCUUUAUACCACUACUCGAGAAGGCAACUUCUAAGCCUGCGCGUAUUGUCUUUGUAUCAUCGCAUACCGGCUCCAUUGGUCUCCGCGUGGAUCAGUCUUCUAGCUUCUAUGAGAAGAUGAGCCGGCCCUCGUUCCCAAUUUACCGUAGUAGCAAGACUGCAAUGAACAUGCUCACGCUACACUAUGCGGCCCAAUUCCAGGAGCAGGGAUGGAAGGUUAAUGCAUCGUGUCCGAAUUUGACAAAGUCGGCCUUCUCUCGGUUCAGUGAUUUGGGAAGGUCUCCGGCAGAGUCUGCAGUCAAUAUUGUGCGGUUGGCAACAUUGUCGGAGGAUGGAGAGACUGGAAGGUACUCGGAUGAGAAUGGUGCGGUUGAUUGGUAG
Molecule: messenger RNA, 804 nt
Organism: Penicillium longicatenatum
Lineage: Eukaryota; Fungi; Ascomycota; Eurotiomycetes; Eurotiales; Aspergillaceae
Exons: 1
Coding region: 1-804 (267 amino acids)
Cellular component (GO): membrane
Source: RefSeq, a predicted model, not a curated record